AUGGACAAACAAAUAACCAAAUCGCAGGACAGUUGUUUGGCCUAUCUUGAUGAACAAAUCUCUUCGGCUGAUGAAAAUACACUCAAUCUUAAGCUGGCGGUCCUGCUCAGGUCAUUCCUGACCACAGAAGAUGGCAAAAUCACCGAGGAGAUAGCCUGUCAAAUCGACGCCUACGAGGUUGAUACCAAGACCUCCUCAGAUCCUCUUGCGCAAUACGACGUGCGAACAGAACUAGGGGAAUACAUAUCUAUCCUAUAUCAACUGAUUUUCACCGUGGCGCAACUAAUCCCCUACAACGACACACGACAGGACAGGAUUGUUCAGUUACUGAAAGAUUCCAAAGCCUCUGAAAACGAGUCCGAUUUCGCAGAAUUGAUGGCCGAGACUUGGAAUGAAUGUUAUCGUGACGAGCACGAACUCGGUGUCGACUCCCCAGAGCUCCAGGAACGAUGCGAAGUCUGGGUGAACUUCUCGGCAUUCCUCUCGCGCUGUGUCAAGGCCGGAUUGAAUGAGUAUCCAGGUGGAUUUAAAUACCCAGGUCUCGGCAUCCAUGACGCCCUCGACAGCCAUGGCCCGUCCACGAUCGUUUGGGACAGCCGUGUGAUAGUCGCUGCCCAAUACCUUGUUAUGAAUGGGUCUCGUAUUCGUGAAGAGCUGUUCAAAGAAAACGAAAAAAAGGGUAAUUGCAAGCUGAUUGGAGAGGAGUUGUGGCAUAGGUGGACGAAAAGGUUUAUGGAGAUUUCCGAUCAAGCCCAGCAUACUCCGGAGAUCAGCUCUGCGGUCAACGAGGCGUAUAAUAUCAUGAAGGGCCUUGACACUCUGGUAAGUGACGCCGUGGAAGAGGAAAAGGUAGAUCUGUCUACGGACGACCGGGCCCAGCUGGAUGAAGAAGAACGAGUAAAGGAGGUAAACAACGAAGUGCAUUAA
Aspergillus clavatus NRRL 1 is the source of this 927-nucleotide messenger RNA. Its product is annotated as DUF3632 domain-containing protein. The record is from RefSeq and is a predicted model, not a curated record. Lineage: Eukaryota; Fungi; Ascomycota; Eurotiomycetes; Eurotiales; Aspergillaceae. The transcript has 3 exons. Bases 1 to 927 code for a protein of 308 amino acids.